AAACUCAGGGCCAGCCACCAUGGUGAACAUCAAGGACGGUCCGCAAUUCAUCCCUCACACGCAAACCAACCUAUCGUACACACCUCACGACGUGAAAUGGAUUCCAUGCUCUGCGCGUCUUGUGUCGGUGGGGGCGACGGCAACUGGAAAAGGAAAGCUGGAAAUAUACGCGCUGAGUGGAGGAGCAUUGAAAAAGACAGCGGAAACAGUCCACGCACAGAGCCUUCGAUGUGCCACGUUCGGAGCAGCAACGCUGGAGGAGAGGAAACUCGCGACUGGGGAUUGGAACGGGGACCUGUGUGUC
Nannochloropsis gaditana CCMP526 is the source of this 304-nucleotide messenger RNA. RefSeq names its product wd repeat-containing protein 92. The record is from RefSeq and is a predicted model, not a curated record. Gene Ontology annotation, molecular function: protein binding. The transcript is spliced from 2 exons. The annotation marks the transcript as partial.